Messenger RNA from Helianthus annuus (common sunflower), 2897 nucleotides. Its product is annotated as protein STRUBBELIG-RECEPTOR FAMILY 3-like. Bases 477 to 2648 code for a protein of 723 amino acids. Gene Ontology annotation, molecular function: protein binding; protein kinase activity; ATP binding. Gene Ontology annotation, biological process: protein phosphorylation. NCBI's taxonomy places the organism in Eukaryota, Viridiplantae, Streptophyta, Magnoliopsida, Asterales, Asteraceae. The record is from RefSeq and is a predicted model, not a curated record. The transcript is spliced from 15 exons.
ACAAGAUAAACACACACACACCACCGUUUCCUUUUAAGUUCUUUCUCCUGUCUUAAAACCCAUCUUGUAUUCAUCUAAAAAAACAAAUUUUCUUCUGUUUAUGUGCUUCUCGUGUUCGUACAGUAACUCAAAAUCCUAAUUAACAACUGGGGUUUUGAUUUUCUUUAAAGAGUUGUCAUACUUUUGACUCAAUUUUUGGGGAGUGUGUCAAGAUUUGCUUUUUAUGAGUGGGUUUUUUUUCUGCUUUUUGUCCCUCUUUUUACAGCUUUACUUUCGAAUUUUCCUCUUUUAUGUUCAAAGUUUCUGAAUUUAUUUUAGGGUUUUAAAUUUUCAAUCGGUUCAGUCAGUCAGUGUGUGUUUUUGCUGAAUUUGUCUGAAUAAAUUGAGCUAGUUUUUGUGGGUUUUUUUUUUUUUUUUUGAAAUAGUUUGUUGGUUUUUUUUUAUAUAGUGGUGAAUUAAUUUGGGUAAAAUUGGUGAUGGAUGAUUCAAGAUGGAAGCUUUCUGUGUUGAAAAUUGUGGGGUUGAUGAUGAUUUUCUCUGCUCAAAUUUGCUUUGGAGAUACUGAUCCAAGGGAUAUUUUGGCAAUAAAUAGUCUAUAUGCGGCUCUUGGCUAUCCACCUCUUCCCGGGUGGUUAGUGUCGGGGGGAGACCCGUGUGCGGAAGGUUGGCAAGGUGUUCAAUGCGUAAACUCCAACAUAACUGGAAUAAUUCUUAAUGGUGCAAAUUUAGGAGGCGAAUUGGGUGAGAAUUUGGGAGCUUUCGUUUCCAUCAUACAAAUAGAUCUCAGCAAUAAUCAUAUUGGAGGUCAUAUACCGUCAAGCCUUCCACCUACCAUCAAUAGUUUAAUGCUUUCAGGAAACCAGCUUACGGGGAGCAUUCCCGACUCUCUUUCCUCGUUAGGCCAAAUGACGGACUUACACUUGAACAACAACCAUUUGAAUGGAGUAAUUCCAGAUUCUUUUCAACAACUUACACCCUUAAUAAAUUUGGAUUUGUCUGCUAACAAUUUAAGUGGCCCAUUGCCCCCUUCAAUGGCAAGCUUGUCAUCGUUAACAACAUUGCACUUACAGGACAAUCAUCUUACCGGGGUUCUUGAUGUGCUGCAAGAUCUUCCACUUAUAGCUUUAGAUGUGGAAAAUAAUCUUCUCUCGGGGCCCAUACCUCCCAAAUUAUUGACCAUUCCAAAUUUCAGAAGCGCCGGAAAUCCGUUUAAUACAACGAUUAUCCCUUCUCCUUCUCCGCCAGUCUCAUCCCCGUCACCGUCAUCAUUUGGACCACUACCGCCGGAAAUAGGGCCAGGAAUUCAAGUAUUCGGACAACCACCGCCAGAUCAGCCGGCUUCUUCCGGAAAACUAAAGUCCUUUAUGAAUAAAAAAGUCGUGUGGGUUGCAAUCGGUGGAUUCUUGAUUCUUGUUGUACUUGCAUUUGCACUUUGCUUUUGUAUGUCAAAAUGCCGCAAAAAAAAGUCAACGGUCAAAGUUUCAAAGGAUGGGAUAGCCAAGAACUCUACUCUUAACGUCUUGAAACCACCCGAACAUGGAGAAAAUAGUAAGAAUUCAUUGACAAUGUCCUCGUCAAAAGGCGAGAAAGUUGAAACGAUUUCUAAGAACAAGGAGGAACACGUGAUAGACAUGACAAAGGUAAAUGCAAGUUCGUUUUCAACACGGCCCCUACCGCCUCAACCUUCUCCUCGUGAAGGGGUCAUUGUAAAACCGAUUUCAGCUCCACCAGCUACCUCCCGCCGCACUGUGAAAACCUUAAACUCCGCUAAGUUUUUCUCGAUUGCAUCGCUACAAGAGUACACAAAUAGCUUUUCUCCGGAAAAUCUUGUUGGAAGUGGCAUGCUUGCUACCGUAUACAAAGCCGAGCUUCCCAACGGAAAGCUGCUAGCGAUCAAGAAACUUGACAAUGCAACGUCUCGGAAGUGGAGCGAUGAUCAAUUUAUGGAGCUAGUUUCGAAUGUAACUAAACUUCGAAAUGAAAAUAUAGUUGGACUCGAGGGUUACUGUCUUGAGCAUGGUCAAAGACUUUUCGUCUAUGAUUAUUGUGAAAAUGGGACGUUACAUGAAGCUUUGCAUUUAAAUGAUGAACUUCACGAAAAGCUUUCGUGGAAUUCUCGAGUACAUGUUGCGCUUCAAAUCGCAAGAGCCCUCGAGUACUUGCACGAGGUUUGUCAGCCGGCUGUCGUACACCACAACUUAAAGUCGACAAAUAUUCUUUUCGACAGUGAGCUCAAUGGGCGUGUUUCGGAUUGUGGUUUGGCUCCACUAUUACCAUCUAGCCACAUUAGCCAGUUGCAAGGUUCAGGAUACGGUGGUCCAGAACUUGAGUCGGGAAAUUAUACUUACCAGAGUGACGUUUACUGCUUUGGAGUCAUUAUGUUAGAACUUUUCACCGGCCGAAAAGCUUUUGACAGUUCAAGGCCACGAGGAGAACAAUUUCUCGUGAGAUGGGCGAUAUCUCAGUUACAUGAUAUAGAAGCGCUGUCGAGGAUGGUCGAUCCUUCUUUACGCGCUGCAUGUUCUUCCAAGUCCUUAUCUCGGUUUGCAGAUAUUAUUUCUCUUUGUGUUCAGCCUGAACCGGAGUUUAGGCCACCGAUGUCGGAAAUCGUGCAAAGUCUGUUGCAUAUGAUUCAAAGAAAUCCUUAAACAACGUUUAGAAAUGCAAUGUGCCAAAGACCAGGUUACAAACGAGGAAAGCGACAUGAUGGUGGCUGGCCCUUUAGAGUGUGUUUGUGGUAACUAAAUCUUUUAGUUUAGACAUGGGUAUGUUUCAGUUUUGGUUAGUCAUGUGUUCAGUUUGUUUGUUUAAUGUUUUGUGGUGGUUGGUUUCUAACUGUAAGUAUUCUUUUAUAUUUUAAAUGUAAGUUAAUUUUAUCAGCUUCUUCUAAUGCUAAA